Messenger RNA from Epinephelus moara (kelp grouper), 2341 nucleotides. Its product is annotated as CD63 antigen-like. Bases 35 to 865 code for a protein of 276 amino acids. Gene Ontology annotation, cellular component: membrane. NCBI's taxonomy places the organism in Eukaryota, Metazoa, Chordata, Actinopteri, Perciformes, Serranidae. The transcript is spliced from 9 exons. The record is from RefSeq and is a predicted model, not a curated record.
UUCUAUUUUAGCUCGGCUCUCACAGACGGCGGUCAUGGCUCGCUGCAGGAGUUACUUACGAGGACUCGCCAUCUGUGUCACUGUGCUGCUACUGGUGUCUGGGGUGGUGAUGAUCGGCGUCGGAUUCUCCUCCAUUGACGGCAACACGCCGGUUGCCGAGCUGUUCGACCAGUUGUCCAGUAGCGACGGCUUACUGGUGCUGCAGGUGUUCGGCCCCAUCACAGUGAUUCUGUCCAUCAUGGGUAUCUGUGCUGCAUCUUUAGACCUCAAACCUCUGCUGCUGGUGUUCUCUGCUCUGAUAUUCGUGGAGUUCGUGGCCAUGAUGGUUGUCGCCUCACCGCUGGUUCAGGUUCAAGCUCAGAUGGACGGUGCGGUGGAUGAGGUGUUCCUGAACGUAACUCCCCUCCACAGAGCCGAGCGUUACAUCCAGACUGAACUCAGCAAACUCCAGGCCUCCGACUCGUGUUGUGGUUUGAGGAGUUUUGAGGACUGGGAGAAUCAACUUCCUGACACCUGUCUGUGCACGCCUAGCGUCUCUGACCUGCAGCACAGCUCUCAGCCUGGUAACUGGAGCUCAGAGGGGCCCUGUGUGAUGGUGGGUGGUGACCUUUCCCCUCCGACCCAAAAAGUCAGAGAUAAACUGUGGGUUCACUCUGAGCCCUGUGGUCCCAUCCUGAAGAGCUACCUGAGCUUCCCCAUCAAACUGCGGAUAGGAAUCAUUUCAGCCUUCGCCACCAUCACGAUGGCGGCCAUCGCUCUGUGUCUGACGUUGGGUCUGGAGGAAUACUGGAAGACGCCUCCAGUAGAAACGACAGUCGAUGACUUCAACAGAGUGAAGUAUCAACCCAAACCCUCCCUCACCUGACCUCUGACCUCUGACCUGCAACCAUUCAAACUGCUGGUGAUGAUUGUGAGAGUUCAUUAAACUAUCCUCCUCCUCCAGGAUCUGAAAUCUUUUCUAACACAGCAUAUUUAUAUUUGACAGAAGGUCAGUUUGAGAAAACUUCACCUGAAGAAAGACCGUUUGUAAAUCAAUAAUAAUCGCGUGUUGAACUUGUGUAAGUUCAAGUUGUGCCUCCACGGUGAACGAAAAAUCCAAAAAGGGAGAACAUUAUGAUUUAAAACGUGUCAGUACAGUCGGGCCGUGUAACGUGCCUCAGCGUGCACAUGACCAUCCCAAAUGUUUGAAGGCUUCUACAGUCGGUUGAUGAUCGACGUGCAAAUCAGUUUUCAGAUGCUUCGUUUUUUGUGUAUUUCUGCAUCACCCCAAAAAUCCCAAAUAGUCCAUGAAAUAAGAAAAAGUAAUCCAAUAAUCUUCAUCAUAGGCUACAGUCAUUUUAUGUAUUCAUUUGCUUACAGGUCUAUUUUUGUACGAAUAAUUGAAGUGAUUACUGCAGCAGCCAUUUUUGCUUCAGUAAAGAAGGAAAAUUCUUGAAGUCAUAUUUUUGUCCUCAUCUCUCAUGAGACUCAAAACUACAAUAACAGCAAAGUUUAUGAAAAAUGACGACAAGUUUUGAAGCUUUAAAGCCCCGAACAUUAAGGAUGUACGAUGUAUAUGAGGCUGAUAAAUUAUUGGCUGGUAACGGGACAUUUUUAUAAUUAUGCAUUAUUCCCAUAAUUACAAUUAUAGCUGAUAAUAUGAAGCCAGACUGCUCUCACUGACUCAAUAAGGGCAGCGUCUACACACCAACACAGUGGGUGAUGGAAGCACCGUUCUUUGUGUUUGUUGUGUUAACAGUAGUGAUGUCAGGUUGAUCUGGUUUGGUCAGAGCUGUGGAAUAUUAAAUCAGACAUAUUUCCUCACAUCAUCUCAGCCUGUCUGACCCUCAGGUGAACAUAAACUUUUCUGUUUAAAAUACAAAUGUGAAAUUAUCAGUUAUCGGCCAUGAGAAGCAGCUCGUUAUCGGUUAACUGUAUCGGUUGGAAAAAAAUCCAUAUUGAUUCAUCCCUACCAGAGAGAGUAUUUGGGGCAGCCCUGCUCUGAACGUUAGUGUUAUAAAUUGUAAUGUUUCAAUGAAAAUACAUGCGGUACUGAUCACAUGAUGGAUAAAUGAGACUUGGAUUUUACUGUAUGAGUUGUGUAACAGUUUGUAAACACAGUGUAAAUCCCCGAUCCGUCCAUGGCACUGAAUUAUAAUGUAAAAUCUACACAGAUGCACAGGAUUGUCAAAAUAUAAAAAAAACUUUAUGUUCACUUGACACAAAAACUCAGUGUGAGCCUGGCAUUGACUAAAAUAUAUGACAUCACUUUUACCUCAUUAGUUUAAAGGGAUAGUGCAGCCAAAAAUGAAAAUUCAGCCAUUAUCUACUCACCCAUAUGCCGAGGGAGGCUCAGGUGAAG